This is a messenger RNA of Symbiodinium necroappetens, 3894 nucleotides long. The record is from the annotation of a GenBank genome assembly. Lineage: Eukaryota; Dinophyceae; Suessiales; Symbiodiniaceae.
AUGGCAGCGGCACCUGAUGUGGGCGAGACCAAGAAGGCGCCUCUCCUCAGUGAGGGGACCGAGUGGGACCCAGAGUUGACGCGGUCUCCUUUCACUGGUGACGGUCGACCGUCUGAACCCGAGAGAAUACAAAUCACCAUACAUGGCCCAAGUGCCAGUGCCGCCAAUUUAGCACCCAGCAGCCAGUCGCUGGUAGGGUCGGGUGCAGAUGCACCGCCUGGCUCGGAUGAGGGACCACUGACUGGUUUAACAUCAGAUGAGGCUGCAGCAAGGCUUGGCCAAUUCGGGCGGAACGAGAUACCCGAGCAUGUUGAGCCUUGGUAUGUCAUGCUGGGAAAGCAGUUCGUUGGCAUGAUGCCUUUCAUGCUCAUCGUUGCUGCAGCGCUUUCUGCCAUCACAGAAGACUGGGCCGACUUCGCAGUUAUUGCGCUCAUGUUGGUUGUGAAUGCCUUUAUUGGUUUCCAUGAAGAGUUCAAGGCACGCCAGUCCUUGGACGCACUCAAGGCUCAAAUGACGGCUACGGUUCCUGUGAAGCGCGAUGGGAACAUGAUCAUCGUUCCUGUUGCGGACCUCGUGCCAGGUGAUGUGAUUUUCCUGCGUGGUGGGAACAUCGUCCCAGCAGACUGUGAGUUCUUGGAAGGCGACGAGAUGUUGGUGGACACGGCUGCUUUGACCGGUGAGCCCAUUCCACGCAAAAUUCCUCGUCCGGAUCGCGAAGGCGAGGCGACGGGAUCAGGUAAGUUGCUGCUGUCAGGCUGCAUUGUGAAGCAGGGUGAGGCCCACUGCGAAGUCAGGGAGACAGGGCUGAACACAGAGAUAGGGCAAGCUGCCGGCCUUGUGGCAGAAGCCUCUGGCCAUCGGCCGGGCAUCUUUGAGACCAAGAUCAUGCAAGUGGUGCAUGCUGUUAUAUUGCUAGCGCUCGUGGAUGCCGGUGUCGUGCUUUAUGUUGAUGUCGCCCACCGGGGAACUCCGUUCUCCAAGGCGCUCCUCAAUGUCCUGGCGUUGGUGAUCGGUGCUGUGCCCAUCGCGCUUCCGCUGGUAAUGCAGGUGACAAUGGCGAUCGGAGCGGCAAGCAUGGCUGGCAAGAAAGCAAUUGUCACACAUCUAACUGCCCUCCAAGAAAUCGCAUCCAUGACGGUCUUGUGCUCCGACAAGACCGGCACCUUGACAACAGCUGAUAUGAGGGUCCUGCCUCACAGAACAUGGACUCGCAAUAGGCUGCCAAAAGAUGAUGCGCUGCUUUAUGCAUGCUUGGCAUCCAACCCAGCAAACAAGGAAGACCCGAUAGACAAGGCCGUCCUGGGUUCAGGGAGUGAACACUUUGGAGUCGAUGAGGCCGAGCAGCUUAUGGCGAGGUACAAGAAGACGAAGUUUGUGGGCUUCAACCCAACCGUCAAGCGGACCGUUGUUUAUUGCGAGCACGAAGAGAAGGGCAAGCUAAAGAUCUCGAAGGGGCUUGUGGACAAAGUUCUGAUCACCGGAGAAGAUGGAGGAGACUGCUGGGAGUGCGAGGAUGCCAUGGUUCUUAAGGAUGAGUUAAAGGAGGUGGACCUUCGCUUGUCAUCGCAAGGGUACAAGACGGUCGGUCUGGCGGUCUCCGAAGGCGAAGGCCCCAUGCAGUUUGUCGCCAUCAUCCCUAUGCUGGACCCCCCACGGCAAGACACACAAGUUACUAUUUUCCGGAUCCGAUCGGCUGGGAUCAAUGUCAAGAUGAUCACCGGCGACCACUUGAACAUAGCAGUGGAAACAAGCCGCCUGAUCGGUCUCGGGACAGGCAUUCUCCCUGCUUCUGACUUGUGGCCGGCAUCAGCGACUCGAGAUGAGACGAUUAUGACAGCGGAUGGAUUUGCACAGGUUCUCCCCAAGGACAAGCGGGAGGUCAUAUUGGUGCUGCAGAAUCGGGGACUCGUUGUCGGCAUGACUGGUGACGGAGUUAAUGAUGCUCCGGCAUUAGCUCAAGCUCAGAUCGGCAUUGCAGUAGAUGGCGCAACCGAAGCAGCACGGUCAGCGGCGGACAUCAUACUUACAUCCCCAGGACUUUCCGCCAUUUUCGAUGCCGUCGUCGAGUCGAGGAAGAUCUUCGCUCGGUUGAGGUCGUAUGUGUUGUACCGCAUCGCAGCCACCAUCCAAAUCGUACUGGUGUUAUCGGUACUCAUUUAUGCAUACAAUGACACCAUGCCUGCGAUCUAUGUGAUUUUGCUUGCCCUGGUGAAUGAUGUUACCAUGCUGCCGGUUGCAAGUGACAAUGCCUCCCCGUCGGCACUGCCUGAAAUUCCUUCGAUGCCAUCGAUUCUUUUGGCUUCUUUCCUUUAUGGUAUUCUGGGCACGGCUCAGACGAUGGCCUUGUAUAUGUCGGACCUUCUAGAGGGAGAUGGCUCUGAUGAGUAUCGCAUGGCAGUGACAUACCUUCAGAUGUCCAUUGCAGUCGAGCUGUUUAUCUUCUCGUGCCGGACCCCUGUGUAUGUCUUCAACCUCUUUCGGUCGGACGCUUUGCCAUUCGUGCUCCUGCUGGUGUGCGUCAUGGGUGGCAACAUUCUGGUCUCGCUGCUGGCUGGCUUCGGGGACACGUUUAAGAUCGUGCACAAAGUAGCUUGGGUCGACAUUGGCUGGAUUUGGUUAUACGACUUGCUCGGGUUGUUGGUGAUUGAUUUCUUGAAGCGCUUCUUCAACAUCGUUGGCCUUGACUGGAUGUCGGCUGGAGCUGGUGGCGAUGUGCUUGGGUAUCCGAACUUGCCCGACGAGUUCCAUCACGCGAGCCAUCGAUCCACUUUACUGCACCACAGAUCUAGCGUCAGGAGCGUCCUGUACCACAGUCGACUCUCCACGAUCUCGCAGGCAAAGAAGAGGUGGUGGGCUGGCAGCCGGCGCCAUGCACGCGAAGCCAUCCGGUUCAACUUUGCCAUUCCCGCACAAUCUGCGGGCGCAGGCACUUCGGCACCUUCACUCGUUCUAGCCACGGUCUUCACGAUGAAAACGAGCUUGAGCAAGUUGUGCUGGUGCGUAGAUGCCGUGGAGUCGGUCAGCAAGGGGGUUGCGAUUGGAGAUGUCGUGAUUGCCAAUUGGGCCGCGGCCUCUCUUGGUCGCUCCGCAUGGUUAGGACUGCGGACAUUAAAGUCCUACAUGACUGGACAGCCCGAUGCAGAGGUCCCUAUCUUCCUGGAAGACCUCUUGAAAUGCACAGUUGAGAAGCCGGCGGCCGAGCAAAUCGCUCACCAACGGUCGGGGCCCUUGCGCUUGACAUUGCUGGCCAUCGAUCCUCACGAGCCGAACGGCGUGUCCAGAAAGGUAGAGGAACUGCUUUGCAAGCCUUUCGACGAGGCCUUGAAGCAUUGCCCCGCACUGGCUGAGUACAUUCAGAAGAACAGCAGCAAGGAGGAGUUUCGUCAGCACAGAAUGUGCGCUCCGCAAGAGCUUCGGCAAGUCCUUGAAGAGAUCGUGGACCCUGAGGCAGCCGCAGCUAAUGUGGCGGAGACCGAGGCAUUUCUGCGCAAUCGUAGUUCGCUUGUGGAGGAUCCACUGCCUGAAGGUGCUGAGCACUCUGCAAGUUCAGACAAGCUUGUGGUCAGACAGGACGUGAAUCGGGAACAAGGCCUUGACAUUGACCACUACCAGGAGGACGAUCAGUUUGCUGAUCUUGAUAUAGCCUCUGCAGUCGACCGGUUGCUUUCGAUGCCUUUCGAAGCAGCCAUGAAGACGAGCAAAGAACUGAGAGACUACGUGAGAAAUCCGAAACGAAGCAAGGACGAGAUCGCCGACUUGGAGGCGGAAUUCGCGCAAAGUUGGAGCUUGGAGGCUCCCACGGAAUUGCGGGACAUUUUGGAGGAGCUCCUUUUCCCCGAUGUGGUUGCUGCCCGUCAGGCUCGGGAAUCUCGCGAACCAAUCGCACGCCUCUGA